AUAUUCACACUCCUGAUGAUAAAACCUCCACAUAAGCUUCAAGGUGCAAGAGUGCAACCCUUACAACUCACAGCCAGCAGCUUAUAUAAAGAGAGGCAGAGGAAGGAUAGCAGUUGCUACUCAGAAGGAUCCUACAGGCGCAUCAUGAAGUGGACAAUUCUGCUGCUGACCAUUGGGCUCCUGGCAGGAGCCCAGGCCCGAUCACUUUUCAAAGAUGCACCAAAGACAAAAUGGGAAUCUGCCCUGGACAGCUUUUGGCACACACUGAACAAAGUAGAGGAGGCCGCAGAUGAAGCCACUUCAAGGAUGAAAGAUUCUCAGAUCGGCAAGGAACUCGAUGUACUUAUCAAGGAAACUAUGGAAGAACUGAGCAAUUAUGCUGAUGAUUUAAAGAGUAAGGUUGGACCCAUGGCUCAGGAUGCUCAGCAACGUUUCAACGAUGAGGUCUCUUCUCUAGCUGAUAAACUCAAGAGUGACAUGGAAGACACAAAGACUCGGGCCAUCCAGUAUUCAGGAGACUUGCGCUCCAUGUUUGAUCAGAACAUCGAAGACGUCCAAGGAAAAGUUAACAUGUACAUGAAGAAGUUAAAAAAACGCCUACAAAAAGAUAGUGAAGAUCUUAAGCAGAAACUCAACCAAUAUGGGGAAGACCUCAGCAAGAACACUCAGGAAAAGAUAGAAAAUCUCCGUAAAACUAUUGACCCCUAUGUGUCUAAUCUGAAGAAAAACGGACAAGAACGUCUUCAGUCUCUAAAAGAUGUCAUGGAUGAACAAGGGAAACAGUUCAGGGACAGAUUUGCCUCAGUGGCAAAAGAUGUGCAGAGCAAAGUCAAGAAAAUGGCCACUGAUGUUAAGAGCAGUGUAGACAAGCUGUCAGACCAAAUGAAAAAGUGGUUCAACCCCUCCAUAGACAAUCUCCGUAACCAGCUUCAAAACCUGGCCAAGAGUUUGCAAAACAAGAAGCAAUAAGACAUUGACCUGUGUCCCUGAACAUGGUGCACCACACUCAUAGCUUUCCAAGCUGUUAGCUUUUGCUAAAAGUUCUGCUGAUAAUCCUGAAUUAAGAGUUUGCAGCCAGCAUUGAAUUG
This is a messenger RNA of Bufo bufo (common toad), 1088 nucleotides long. RefSeq names its product apolipoprotein E (gene APOE). Gene Ontology annotation, biological process: positive regulation of nitric-oxide synthase activity; regulation of amyloid-beta clearance; cholesterol catabolic process. The record is from RefSeq and is a predicted model, not a curated record. Gene Ontology annotation, molecular function: low-density lipoprotein particle receptor binding; lipid binding; amyloid-beta binding. Lineage: Eukaryota; Metazoa; Chordata; Amphibia; Anura; Bufonidae. Gene Ontology annotation, cellular component: extracellular region; intermediate-density lipoprotein particle. The coding region runs from base 16 to 969 and encodes 317 amino acids. The transcript is spliced from 5 exons.